AAUUUUUGGACAUUUUAUUUGUGUGAAACGAGUUUAAUGUCACAUAAAUACAGUUAAGUUAAUGUUAAUUUUUAUAAAUUAGGACAUGAAGACUGCUAUAAGAGUAAUCAUCGACAGAUGGAAGUGUCCCGUCUCGUAAAAAAACUUACAAUCUGCAUAAUCAGCUGUCAGUGAGAUAGAUCAUCUGUCCCUGUAAAUAUAAAAGCUAAAACAAUCAUAACACGUAUUAGAUAAGUGAAUGUAAAUAAUGAAGUAAACAUUAACGCUACAAUGUGACCCUGAUUAGUGAUCGACGAGCAAGCAAUACGAAAACAGAAAUGGGAUAAUAACCUAACAGUGGUGCCAGAGGUCCUGACAUGGCUUUUCCAUGAGGCUCAAGUUUUGUGUUGGUUAACGUGUGAAACUUGAAUAAUGUCCGGUGACUUUCCGUUCGCUCCGAAAAUAGUAAGCCCAGUGAAGUGCAAUGAGAAGCCGUGGGAUCUGUGGAUCAGUGAGAUAGGUCAUCUGUCGCCGCGGCGGGACGAUGACGGGUUUAUGGUGCCGUCGGGGGUGGACGCGAAGGGCGUCUCCGCCCGUCGCGUCCACACCUCCCAUCCGUACAAGCCGGCCCGCCACCGGCGACCGGGCCACAAUCGUCUCAAAUACGAGGCUAUGAGCCUCCAUGGACUCUUUCCUCAGUUAGACGACCUAAACGCCGCCGUGUGUCACAUGUGUGGUGUCAUAGUGAAGUGCAGUGCGGCUUAUAGACAUUUAUUAGAUUCCCACUCGAAUGCCGAACCGAUACUCCCACCGCCGCCGCCUAUUAGCACAAGUAAAAGCAGGAGUCGACACAAAAAGGAAGCACCACCCCCUUUGCCCAUAGAUCUACAUCCAGUGAAAAUGGAGACAUCACCUAUCCAUACCGCAACAGCUCCUAUCUCGAGGAUAGUUUUACCACAGUCUGAAUUACAGUAUCUUGAUGAAGCUAGUACAUCUUCAGGAGUAACAGGAGAAGUACAAGUGUGCGUAGAAACAGGAGAGCUACCAGUGGUCAGUAUACAGGAUACUGAAGAAUUACCUCUCGGUGAAAAUAUCACAGAUGACAUCUUUGAUAUAAUGAAUUCAGAGGGUAUCCAAACUGCCGAUGAUAUAGCAAAUUCAACAGACUGGAAGAAUAUCAUAAGGGAUAUAGGUAACAUGCCAGAUAUAAACUUUCCUCAGGUGACGGAGCCUGUACCUACUCAAGAUUUAUACCCGACAGUGCAUCCAACAACACUAUCCUCAUACUCAAUACCAGAGGCAGAUCUAUCAAAUAUACAGUUCAUACCGAACACUACCCCCAUCAUGCCCUCAGUGAUAGAUAAGAAUAUACUCAAUCAGACGCAGGCUUUAAAACCGGCGGCGGCGAGCAAACCGACAGCGAAGACGCCGUCGAGAUCGAAAUCGAGUAAAACGAAAUUCAACUUGCGAGAAUACGACCCGAACAAACACUGCGGCGUAGUGACUGCGGAGAACCCAAAACCAUGCACGCGGUCCCUCACGUGCAAAGCACACGCGCUAUCGCUGCGGAGGACAGUGGAAGGGCGCGCCAAGCCCUUCGACACGUUGCUGGCGGAGCACCGCGCCUCGCGUGACGCUGGCGCCGCGCCCCCACCGCCGGCGACCCGCGCUCUCAACAUCCCACCGCUCCUAGUCAACGCGAACAUCGAUCUCGGCGAAUUUAACGGACUCACGGCCGAACAACAGGUCGAUAACAUCGUAGAAAGUUUGCUGCAAGACUCCGGCGCAGUGCUGCCGGACACGACGAAUAUCUCCUCGUUAUUAAGUCAGCCGUUGACCGACCCGUUCCUGCUGCCGGACGAUGCCGAGUUUCCGGCGGAGGUGCCGAUCUUGAGUAUAGCAUCGCCUGUGGAGACGGCGCCGGCGGCUAUGCUCGAAAAACCGGACGACGGUCCGCCGCCGCUGGUGCCGGCGGACGUGUGUUGGUACUCAUCAUCACCGCGGCCACUCGCGCUGUGCACGUUCAACGCAUCGUGUGCCGGCGGUGCGGUAACCCUCGGUAAAAAGUUUGCCACUGUCCGGAGUAACAUCAAAUCAUCGCUCUCGCGGUCAAGUAAAAACUCCGGCGCGAACAACUACUAUUACGGACAGAACGCUCUGUCGUUAUCCAAAACUGUACAUAUGAACGCUAGUAAAACGAACAAACCCGAAGUGCGGAAACUGAUAGUGACGUGUAGUGCGACGGCCGGUAAGGAGAGUCAACAGACGUUUAGCGAGUUGUUUCCUGGCGACGUGCGGCAUGCUCUCAACGGUCACGUGCCGGAGUUCAAGCCGCGCGCGAAACACGCGCACACGCACGCGCACGCGCACGCCAAGCGGCCGUCCUCCGCCGUGCUCGAUCUCGGCUUUGCGCUGGACGUCCUCGCCGACGAAAAGUGCUAAUUAAACAAUCACCGGUUGUGUAGUCACAUAUUUGUAUAUUUAUUAUUCUGUAAAAAGUUGAAUCGAGUCGCGACGUCUAUUGUAAAAAGAUCACAAAUUAUAUCCACAGGAUUCGUCACUACGUUAAGAGUUGUAAAUCUCAUUUUUUUUUCACCGAGAUGCGAAUCGUUUGUAUUUUUUUUGUAUAUUAUAAAAGUAAGAUUUUUUUUGAAAAAAUCUUUGUAAAAGUCGACAGUCGGUAUGAAUCGAUGGAAAUUAAAAUUAGCUUUUACAGAAUGGUUGUAUUUUUUUGAAAUGACAUAACUCAUUGUUAAUACUGAAUUCAAUACUGAUAAAUGGCCUAGGAAUAAUAAUGAUUUAAUGUGAUGCAAAUUUCCAUGUAAAAAUAUAAAUAAAUUUAUAUAAUAAGUCUAUCCGUAAUAGUGAAACGCCUCCUUUUCAAAAUAAAGGCAAAUACCUCAAUAAC
Messenger RNA from Diatraea saccharalis (sugarcane borer), 2887 nucleotides. Lineage: Eukaryota; Metazoa; Arthropoda; Insecta; Lepidoptera; Crambidae. The record is from the annotation of a GenBank genome assembly.